Messenger RNA from Melospiza melodia melodia, 471 nucleotides. Its product is annotated as cytochrome c oxidase subunit 6C. The record is from RefSeq and is a predicted model, not a curated record. The transcript has 4 exons. Bases 11 to 334 code for a protein of 107 amino acids. NCBI's taxonomy places the organism in Eukaryota, Metazoa, Chordata, Aves, Passeriformes, Passerellidae.
GCCGCCGCGCAUGCGGAGUAGCGGUGCCGCAGCGGGAGCGAGGCCGGCGGCGCGGAAGGACCUUGGUGCGGAGCGAGGAAAUCCAGUCACCAUGUCGGCUGCACUGUUGCCAAAGCCCCAGAUGCGGGGCCUUUUGGCCAGGAGGAUGAAGUUUCACCUCAUUGGGGCAUUUGUGGUGUCUAUGGGAUCUGCACUUUUGUUCAAGUUUGCAGUUGCUGAACCCAGGGAAAAAGCUUAUGCAGAUUUCUACAGAAACUAUGAUCCCAUGAAGGACUUUGAAGCCAUGAAAGCAGCUGGUGUGCUUGAGAGUGCACCAUCCAAGAAGUGUUGGUAAGCUGCACCUGCAGAUUCCUUGCAUUUCAAGAAGACUUGAUGAUUGAACCUUGUUUGUUCACUGAAGUGUAAAGUGCAAUGCGCCACAGUGCAUGGCACACUAAUGCAGCUCAAUAAAUAAAAUACAUAUGUCAGUGA